AAUAAAUCAAUCGAAUAAAAUUACAAUCGUAAAAGAAAAAAGAAAAGAAAAUAAUAUUGCAUUUAUUCUUGAUAGAUCUAUUAUGAAGAUCGAAAUAGAAUAUCAUAGAGACUGAUGCUUUUGGAAUUAUCAAUGGUUGAUGAUGUUUCCUUCGAUCGGUGUCUCACCGUUUCCCUUUGAUCUUUGUUGACCCUUGAAACAACGAUUAUCAAGGCUAAAUAUCCUCGAGUUAAACCGAUCUAUCCUUAAUUAGUGAUCCAAGUGGAAACGGUUUAAAAUAUUCAUUCAACAUUUAGAUCGUUGUGAUGAAGUUUAACAUAAAUAACAAUUUAAAGUGUAAUAAUUUUCAUUAUUUAUUGUCUCCCAUCGAAGGAACUUGAACUGUUCUGUGUGGUCAGUUAAUAAUAUGGGUAAUAUUAUUACUCGUGUUAGAUUUAUAAUCAUUUAAAAAAAAUAAUCAAGAGAAAGAGAAAUAAUUGAAAAAGCAAAAAACGAAAAAAAAAAAAUAAGAAAAAAAAGUAAAGCAACGUAUACACAUUUGAGAAUGAAAAUCGUGUCAAGAUCAUCGAGUCCGGUGUCAGAGUUGUUGGCUGUGAUAUACACGAGGGAAGUAUCUUUGGCUGACUGAGAAAAAAAGAGAAAGAGAGAGAGAAAGUGAGAGAAAGUGAGAGAGAUAGAGAUAUUAUACCUAACCGGACUGAAGCGUCUCUUGUGGCGUCGUCGGCCUGCGUAAUAAAAUAGGCGCCAGGGUUCCGGAUCGAAAACAAACGUAAAUCGAGGGUGGAAUAACGAGAAACAUGAAAUAACGGAAAGGUAAAGGUGAUAUCACCCAAUAUAAUAAUAUCAACUUUAGUCAAGGAUAAGAAAAGGGAGAAAAAUAAAAAAUGGACAAGUACGGAGUUGAAUUUCCUAAACGUGACUGGAGUCACAGGCUUAGUUUGCGUGGAAGUAGAAGAAGUCAUCAGAGUGACAUUGGUAAUACUAAAUCGACAACAGGAUCAUUGAAAAGUACAAGAAGAUGGGCUAGUCUACGACAACAUAUGGAAAACAACGAGGGUGGUAAACCACGAGUCGAAUUACUCUUAGAUCCACCAGGAUCUAAACCUUCGACUCCUUCAACACCCCAUACACCACACACCCCGCACACACCUAACACACCAAAGACACCGCACACGCCUGUAAAGAAGUCUAACUGGGAGGUUAUCGAGCACUUUACUGGCCCACCUCGUCCCUCCAUUAUCACGAUGAACAGAGGAUCGGAAGUAGGGGGUUGUAUCAACGUUGUUGGUAAAGAACCAAUAACGGAAAUUGUUUCAAGUCCUAUAAUAACUCAACCAUCAAGGAAAUGUGCUUUCUGCAGAUUUUUAAGCUCCCUUUGCGCAUCACAUCACUUCAAAAAUCUUCAGGUGGAAAUGCUCUACCAACGUUAUUUCCUUCGCAUGAAUCAGAGUAACAUGACACACGUGCUAGGUUUACUAGCAGGAUUGGCAUUCGCUCUGGGAAUGUUACUCAUCAUUAGAUUGAUUCUAACCGAUGGCGAACCCUUACUUAUGCUACUUCGACGAUCCGAAAAUCUUUCUCUAGCAAUUACCCUAGUCAUAUGUAUCAUCGUUUACGCAGCAUUAGUAGCAGCCAUUUCGAGGCCUGGAAUGAACGAAAUUUGGUUGGCAGUUGUCAGUGGUGCAGUAUUGGUGACACUGUUGGCAUUACAAGUUACUUUGAACAUUCAUUUGGCCUAUUUGCACGAGAUUCAGCAGAAAAAUUACGAUGAUGAUGAGAAUGAAGAAUCUUCAUCUUCUUCUACAUCACCAAUACCUCCCUCACCUUCGUUGUUCACAAUACGAACUACGAAAGAACUUCGUACAGGUGGACCAUUGGCAGCAGCUUGGGCAGUUUGUUUUUUCAUCUACAUGGCGUAUGCUCUUUUACCGAUUAGAUUAAGGCACGCCUGUAUCGCUGGAAUUUGUUUUUCGAUUGCUCAUCUAGUUGGUGCUUUACUGUUAUAUCCACAGGAUUAUCCUGCUAUCAUGGCCCACCUUUUAAGCUCAAUCGUGGUGGUUGGUGGAACAAACGUUGCUGGUGCCCUGACACAUCAUCCUAGAGAAUUAGCUCAACGUCAAGCAUUCCUUGAAACUAGACAAUGCGUCGAGGCACGAUUAACAACUCAACGAGAAAAUCAGCAACAGGAAAGAUUAUUGCUGAGCGUACUACCAAGACACGUAGCAAUGGAGAUGAAAGCAGACAUUGCUGGAAAGCCAAAAGACACGAUGUUUCAUAAGAUCUAUAUUCAACGUCACGAGAACGUUAGCAUUUUAUUCGCAGACAUAUGUGGAUUCACGUCAUUAUCCGACCAAUGUACAGCGGAAGAACUCGUACGAUUGCUCAAUGAAUUAUUCGCAAGGUUUGACAGAUUGGCUGCCGAGCAUCACUGCCUAAGAAUAAAACUCCUUGGAGAUUGCUAUUAUUGCGUUUCGGGUCUACCAGAACCAAGACCCGAUCAUGCCCACUGUUGCGUGGAGAUGGGAUUGGAUAUGAUUGAUGCGAUCACACUGGUACGCGAAGUAAUGGCAGUAAACGUAAAUAUGAGGGUUGGUAUUCAUACUGGACGAGUACUUUGUGGAGUUCUAGGCUUGAGGAAAUGGCAAUUCGAUGUUUGGAGUAACGAUGUUACUUUGGCAAAUUACAUGGAAAGCGGUGGAAUACCAGGUCGAGUGCAUAUUACAAAAGAGACCUUGGAUUGCUUGGGAGGAUAUUACCAGGUCGAGGAGGGACGUGGCGACGAGAGAAACUCUUAUUUGAAGGAGCACAAUAUCGAAACUUAUUUAAUCGUUCCUGGCGAUACUUAUAAAGACAAUGUACCUGCAUCUGGCAUAAAAAAAGGAUUCACGAUAAAUGGAAACGUGUCGAAAGAAAUGAGGGUUAUGGGUCAUGGAUCCCAGCAUGGCAAACAAACAAAAUUAGGAUUUGGCGAGAUUGUUGAGUGCGAAAAAGAUCCAGAAGAUGAAGUAAAUGAAUAUCUUAUGAGAGCUAUAGACGCAAGGAGCAUCGACCGUCUAAGGGCAGAACAUUGUACACCUUUCAUAUUGACGUUUCGAAGGCCUGACAUCGAAGAAAAGUAUUCACGAGAAAGAGACAGGAUGCUUUCCGCCUACUUUGUUUGUUCUGGUUUCGUUUACAUGGUUGUUGUGGUUGCCAUAGCCAUUACUCUUUCCGGGAGUAUAUAUUUCUACGCGUGUACCGGCGUAAGCGUAUUGGUGAUAGCUUUGGUAAAUGGCAUUCUACUUGCUGAGAAAAACGAGACGGUACCAGAAUGGGUAAGGAAUACGGCUGUGAGGAUUUUUGAAAAUCGAAUUAUUGCACAAAGCAUAGCUACUGUCGUUGUCUUUUUAACUUUCAUCACUGUCCUUUCACCCAUGGUAAAAUUAGAUGGAAGCGAAGCAUGUGAAAAUAACACUUUAACUACAACCACCGAAUGGCCAACAGUAAUGGUUCAAAGAAUUGAAAUGAAAGAUGGACCAUGUUACUAUUCACUUUUCUCCGACUUAUUUCCUGUUCUGGUGAUGUUAGUUAUGGUUACCUGUGCGGUAUAUCAAAUUUUAACCUCGGUUCUGAAAGUAGCUGUAUUGGGCAUCGUCGUCACCUGUUAUUUAGGUGUUAGCAUUUAUCAAGCAAGUAAUGAUGAUAGUCUUGAUCCUGCCGAAAAAUGGUUAGCCGGUGUAUUGGUUGUCUUUUUUAUGGCGUGUUUGGUCGUUCAUUCGCAACAUACCGAAGCUACUUACAGAUUAGAUUUCUUAUGGAAACUUCAAGCAACCGAGGAGAAAGAAGAGAUGGAACACCUGAAGGCCUACAAUCAAAAAUUAUUGGCAAAUAUUUUACCGGAACACGUGGCAGCCCACUUCCUUUCCACCGUUAAUUCCGACGAGCUGUAUCACGAGCAAUGCGACUUCGUUUGCAUAAUGUUCGCCUCAAUACCAAACUUUUCAGAGUUCUAUGUCGAGUUAGAGGCGAAUAAUGAGGGCGUAGAGUGUCUCCGACUUUUAAACGAAAUCAUUGCCGACUUCGACGAGCUUCUAGCUGAGGAACAAUUCAAAUACAUCGAGAAAAUUAAAAGUACUGGUGCCACUUAUAUGGCAGCAUCUGGACUGACGAAAAGCACCUGUGACAUGAGGGACUACAAACAUGUGACCGCCAUGGCAGACUAUGCUUUAAGAAUACGCAAACAGCUGGCAGACGUUAAUGAACAUAGUUUCAACAACUUUAGGAUGCGUGUGGGGAUCAACAUAGGACCGGUUGUUGCUGGGGUGAUAGGUGCAAGAAAACCGCAAUACGACAUUUGGGGUAACGCUGUUAACGUGGCCUCGAGAAUGGAUUCUACUGGAAUUUUGGAUAGGAUUCAGGUCACUCGUGAGGUUCACGAUAUUCUAUUAGCCAAAGGUUAUCCACUUAUUUGUCGUGGUAGUAUAGAAGUUAAAGGAAAAGGCAGUAUGACAACGUAUUUUCUCAAUGGACCACGUGAUACUACGAAGAUAAAUAAUAGUACAGAUAUCAAGAAGAUUAAUAAUACUGAAAUUUUAACGAGGGCUAAUUCAAAUCACAAUAAUAAUGCUAAUAAUGUCAACGAAAGAAUAUCGUUACCCAAUAAUGGAGCAACACUUUGAAGAAGAGGAUGAAAAUAUACAAAAAAUAAAAGUUAUUAAAUAAAUAACACGUUCUAGUACUGAUAAAAACUUUCAUUAUCUGGCCCAAGUUGUGCAAUAUUUUAGAUACGAAUUAAACAAGAAGAAGAAGAAGAAGAAGAAGAAGAAGAAGAAGAA
Messenger RNA from Polistes dominula (European paper wasp), 4814 nucleotides. RefSeq names its product adenylate cyclase type 6. The record is from RefSeq and is a predicted model, not a curated record. NCBI's taxonomy places the organism in Eukaryota, Metazoa, Arthropoda, Insecta, Hymenoptera, Vespidae. Gene Ontology annotation, cellular component: plasma membrane. Gene Ontology annotation, molecular function: adenylate cyclase activity. Gene Ontology annotation, biological process: cAMP biosynthetic process; adenylate cyclase-activating G protein-coupled receptor signaling pathway; intracellular signal transduction.